CUUCACUGCAAACAGAAAAAACACCCAGAAAUUCUCCCUAUACCAAGAAACUAAACUAACUCAAGAAAACAUUCAUUCAUCAAUGGCUUCCUUCCUCAUUUUCUCUCUCCUCCUCCUCACCUUCUCCACCACCACCACUCUCUCUCUCCUCUCACCAUCACCAUCAUCAUCACCAUCUUCCAACUCUCUAUUCUCUCUCCUCCCACAACCACCACCAACUCACCCUCAAGACUCACCUCAACAACUCCAAUUCAACUCCAUCAUCGACUCCAUUGUCGGCGCAGGCGAUUUCAGCAACUGGGCUAAUCUCCUAUCUCAAACUGACCCUUCAACUUUUCCUAUCGCUGCCACUUUCUUCAUCCCCGACGACGAAGCUUUUCUCGCCGGAAACUCUCCUCCAUCGCCGGAAUCUCCCGUCAACUUCAUCGACCCUCUUCUAUUCCCUUACCACAUUAUUCCACGUCGAUUCUCUUUUUCCGAACUCCGACAAUUCCCAAGUGGGGCCCGUCUUCCUACUCUUCUCCCCGGAAAAACCCUCUUAAUCACUAACAAUUCCGCCGGAAAUUUCUCCAUUAAUGGCGCAUUUCUCUCUCACCCUGACCUCUUUCUAAGCGCCAUCGUUUCGGUUCAUGGGAUUGCGAGUGUUCUUCAAUAUAAUCUUUUCGGAUCGGAUAAUUCUUCCUCGCCGGAAAAUUCGCCGGAGAUUUCACCGUUGCCGGAGUUUUCAUUAUCGCCGGAGAUUGAGUUUACGGAGUUGGAGAGAGGGCCGGUUUCUGAGUACGUGAAGAGUGAUGGGAAUUUUGUGAGUAAAAGAUUUUUUAGAAUGAUGCUUUUGUUGUUGCUUGUUGAUAUAGUUCAAGAUUGUAUCGUUAUUCUGUUUGUUGAUUCGAUAAUUCGGAAUGUUUUUAAGUUGAUGUAGA
Molecule: messenger RNA, 920 nt
Organism: Beta vulgaris subsp. vulgaris (sugar beet)
Lineage: Eukaryota; Viridiplantae; Streptophyta; Magnoliopsida; Caryophyllales; Amaranthaceae
Product: FAS1 domain-containing protein SELMODRAFT_448915
Exons: 1
Coding region: 83-919 (278 amino acids)
Source: RefSeq, a predicted model, not a curated record